AUGCUGCAGCAGCUGCAGGUCUUCUUUGGCACCUUGGCAGCGCAGGCACCUGAUGCGGCGACGCUACAAGAUGUGGCGGAGGAAGAAGACCUGGAUCUGGAUGACGAGGUUCUGGACUAUUGGCAAGGCUACGUGCAGAAGAGCCGUUGUGCCAUGAAACCAAUCUGGAAAGGUUUGACCUUCCAAUCCUCGGCAUCGGAUGCGGAGGCCAUCCGUCCGGUCUUCAGACCUGGCGAAGAUGGGCUGCACGUCGUGAGCAUCCACGGGGCGGAGGGGCGCGUGCUGAGCUGCGCGGUGGUGGGGCCCGAAACAAGGCUAGAGAUGGAUCAGUUGACCUGUGCGGAGCUGGAGCCUGCUGAGAUCCUCGACAUCACCAUCCGACGGCGGCCCAACUGCCAGUCGCGCUACGAAGACUUUCACUACAAGGAGGCGAGCGUCCUAGAGACCGUGGUACGUGAGGCUCGGGCAGGCGACGUGACCAGUGUCCAUGCGGCCAUUGAGAAUGUGGGGCUCAAAGAGGUGUGGCUGAAGAUUGCCGGGGGUGAGAAGGCCUGUGUCAUCGACAAUGUCAUUGCGAAGCAACGGCCAAAGCUGAUCUUGGAGUUUGGCACCUAUGUCGGCUAUACGUCCACGCGCAUGGCUUUGCAAGUGGACGCCUGGGGUGGCAAGGUGGUGACCAUGGAGAUGGAUCCGGUGAACGUGACCUCGUUGAAGGAGGUGGAGGCCCGGAACCACAUCGAGAUGGCUGGCUUGUCUCACGCCGUGAUGGUCCAAUUGGGCCACUCCGACGACGCGGUGCAGAUGGUCUUGGAGAAGUUCGGCGCGCACUCGGUGGACAUGGUGUUCAUGGAUCAACGUGGCACUGCCUUUCAUGACGAUCUCAAGACUUUGGAACGCUUAAAUUUGAUGGCCGAGAAUGCCGUGGUCAUCGCGGACAACGUCUUGAAGCCCGGCGCCCCUUACCACGUUUGGCGGAUAUCCACUUUGCCGCACUACGCCACCGACAUCAUUGAUUUGAGGGAGUUUGGAUCCGCCCCUGUGGAGGACUGGAUGACGGUGAGCUGGGUCCGCUUUGGGCCCAGCUAUGGUCAACUGCCCCAGGAGGUGCGACAGCUCAAUGAGCUGGCCAGGGAGUCGGACCGCUUCAGGCUCAAGGCCAUGGCGACCUCCAUGAAGGACUUGGUGGGGGAUCCAUUGGAUGACUUCGCCAAGAAGUUCACGGAUGAGUUCAUCCAGCUGGGCAUCCGGACCUCCAUGUAUGUCCGCACAGACAUCAUCGACGGCUGCGCCGUGUCCCGGUUGGUGCGCCUGGGUGCCGGAGAAAGCCCCCCCCGUCUGGGCCGGAGAGGACCCACGGGACGAGAUUCAGGGUGGACAAUGGCGUGGUGUGGUGGGAGGGGUGCAGUUUGCUGGCGAAGCACUUGCACCAGGCGGAGGCUACAUGCGUUCCUUGGCGCCACAGUUGUUGAUCAGACAUUUGGUACAGGAAGCUGGAAACAUCAAUUCAAGGCAACAUGCUCAAUGGCCAUACAGUGGUGGAUCCACCCCACCCAGUGUAUGAGUGAUAGGGGGGCGGGAUCAUCCUCAUUUUCCAGGAUUUUCAGAUCAGAAUAG
Molecule: messenger RNA, 1614 nt
Organism: Durusdinium trenchii
Lineage: Eukaryota; Dinophyceae; Suessiales; Symbiodiniaceae
Source: the annotation of a GenBank genome assembly